CUUUCUCCUAAUUGCGCAAUAUCCGCAAGCGGUGCAGUCUGGGGUUCUGCUGCACAACACAGGGCUGGCGCAACUGGCUAGCUAGCUGACCACUUGAAAUGGAUGUUUUCUUAAUGAUCCGGCGUCACAAGACCACAAUCUUUACAGAUGCCAAGGAGUCUACUACUGUCUAUGAACUGAAGCGUAUAGUAGAAGGGAUCCUUAAAAGACCACCUGAAGACCAGCGUCUCUACAAAGAUGACCAGUUGCUAGAGGACAGCAAAACUCUAGGUGACUGUGGAUUCACUAACCAGACUGCCAGACCUCAGGCUCCAGCUACUGUUGGUCUGGCUUUCCGAAUCAAUGAUGAGAUGUUUGAGCAGCUGCACAUCGAGGCCUUCUCCAGCCCCCCUGAACUCCCUGAUGUGAUGAAGCCUCAGGACUCUGGUAGCACUGCUAACGAACAGGCAGUGCAGUGAUAGCAGGGAGAGGGAGGGAUGGAAGUGGGUGUGUUUGUGGAUUAACUGCAGUGGAGAAGUAGCGGCGUGGAUAUGUAAUUUAAAUUCAGUUGAUAGAUGGGGACAUUAUGGGUAACCGAGCCUAUCCAUUUUACCAUCAUGCUAUCGUCCCAGAACACCCCCUCUCCCAACAACCACAAAAGUAUGCUUCACAAGUAUUUCUUCUGUAACUCAUUUUGAUUUCCACAUCACAUUCAGUUCUGCUCCUUGACUUUGAUCCUACGCAACAAGUUGCUCAAAUAUUUGAGUGAAGAAUUUGGUAAUUUGGAAAGAAUGAUUGAGUGUGUGUGCGCGUGUGACUUAAUUAUUACCAUUAAUAUUUUGGAAAAGGUGAAGGCGUAGUUGUGUGUCACAGUGCUAUAGAAGUAACAUGCAUGGAUAAUGAGUCCGGUGUCUGAAUCUGCAAACUGCAUGAACAGAUCAAAACAAAAAGGCUUUAUUUUCAGAUACAGAUGAACUUUUGACUGAUGUCUUCUUGGUCCCAUGCUCCUAGUUUUGUUGUACAUUUGAUUUCAUAGCUAGAAAAAAACGUCCUUAUAAUAAUAAUUAUGUUAAAGGUUUUAUUGUUGUCAUUUUAUGUCUACAGUAUGUUUUACUUGUCAGUUCUUUGUAGUAUGUUUCAUGCACUGAGACCAAAGGCAGGUACCUCUUGGACAACAGAGGAGUGUUUGGUUGGACAUUUUGUCUGUGACAUAGAAAUACACAAGAGGAGAGUUUUCUGUUUCCAUUAAAAAAUGCAUUGAUCACCACAGCACCAACAUCAAUUUGGCACCUUCCCUUAAUCACACAAACAUAGCCUGUAACUGUGAGCUUGCUUAAUUAAAGGUUUUUCCUGUUUUGUUUUUUUACA
Molecule: messenger RNA, 1347 nt
Organism: Sphaeramia orbicularis (orbiculate cardinalfish)
Lineage: Eukaryota; Metazoa; Chordata; Actinopteri; Kurtiformes; Apogonidae
Product: elongin-B
Exons: 4
Coding region: 99-458 (119 amino acids)
Biological process (GO): transcription elongation by RNA polymerase II
Cellular component (GO): VCB complex; elongin complex
Molecular function (GO): protein binding
Source: RefSeq, a predicted model, not a curated record